AUGUAUCGCUGCAGGCAGUGUUUCCGCGACGGCAAGAUCUACGAGAGCGGCAACAAAAACAACAUGAAGGCUCAUCUAGGCAGCAAGCACGACAUGGGUCCAUACAGAUGUUCUGCUUGUCCCUAUAUCUUGAGCAGCGACAACGUGGAAGCCCACAUCUCAAGAGAACGCCGUAAUGGCUCUCAGACUCAUGCCCCUGGGACCGCUGAUGCUCGAUAUGAUGCAAACAUGAAUCUCGCUGUGCUGGACGAGAGUGACCUCUGCCUCUUGCCUCACAUUGCGCCCUGGCCCGCUCAGUCUGCAUCAGCUGCAGCACUUAGUGCUCCGCCCACUAUUCACGCUCCUCCUGCCGCUGGUCCCUCGAAUGCGACUUCCGACAACAUCUCAAACUCGAGCAGUGAUUCAAUUGUCAUUGAUGAGGACGACGGGCCGCAGGAAAGCGGAACUGUUGAUCUGACCUCUCCAACACCUACAACUCCCAUCGACCCCGUGCUCCUAGACCGCAGCACACUUGUUGACAUUCUAGAGAGAGCCAUAAUCAUCGGUAGGUACUACCUCUACCGAAUUGAAGAGCUCGGAAGUGAGCAUGGUUGUCGUCACAUUCUCAGUACCGACGGUCUUGAGUUCAACGAGAGACUGCGAGGCAUUGCUUCAAGAUUCCUGCGCGGUGCUCUCGAUGGUCUCGAUACCGCAUCUGCAGGCGUAAAAGACUGUGAUUUGGAAGUGAAUCAUUUGCGCAGAUAUGCACAGCGGACUUACGAUGAAAUGAAUCUUAUCUCGGAUGCGCUCACCUGGUACUCUAAUACUCAUACCAUCGGUGCAGUAAACACUGAAGAUGACAGAGAAAGGCUCGCAAUCAUGCAGAGAUGCCUCCUUUCCAGAUUCAGAUUCAAGGAAGUGACAGUGGAUUUGGAUGAGAUGGAGGAGGCUGAGAACAACGAGCAAUGGUACCAGUCCAAGAUGACCCAUCACGCUUGGCGGUUGCUCGACCGGAAUAUUCGUUUCGUCUGUGACUACUUUUCUCGCAGCUCCCUCGUUACCGGUGCCGAUUUUUCAUCACCUCAGGUAGCCAUCUCUGAGCUUGCGUUCAUCAACGGCUGCUUUUGCUCAGGUCUCGACACGCGAAGAAGGAUCUCGUUCCUCUUCCUGAGUUCCUAUCGUCUACGCAGAUCUUCGUCGCCACGCCUGAAACACAACAUUCGCGCCCUCACGCAUUGCGUCGUGUCGCUUCGCCAUCGCACACUGCUUUUCACACGCAACCAACUACUCCAACCUACAACCAACGACACCGACCAGAUGGCUGCCAACAACAACUCUGUCUGGCGCUGCCGCGAGUGUCUGUCCAACGGCACGACUACGGACUGUGGAAGUGCGCCACACAUGAAGUCGCACCUCGCAGGUCACGGCUACGGUCCCUGGCGCUGCACCGGCUGUGGUCACAUUGCUAGAAGAAGGGAAGCAAUCGUAACCCAUCAACGUCGUGCUGGUGAGGUAGGCGCUGGUGCUUACUUUGACCCGGCUCUGAACACUCGUGUGAACCAAGAGGUUCAAGAGUGUCUACUCCCUCACCAAAACCUCUGGACGGGCCAGACUCCUCUACCUCCUCCAGAUCCAACUGCGCGUGCAAGAGCUAUCGCUGCGCUUCAGCAACCUCCACAGCCUGUUCCUGUCGCAGCUGCUCCCCCAGCAGUUCCCCAACCGUCAAGCAGCCAAGCUGAGGUAGCAACAGAUGCCUCUGACGCCGAGGUCGACCGGGCUCCUGAUUCGGCUUACCCCUUCAUGCCGGAUCUCAACUUCAUUGCUGAAGCUGUCGACGUCGCAAAGAAAUUCGCCAACCUCAUGGACCAGGCAGAGGUAGUCGAUGGCGAUUCUGCGCAGGUCCAGACCCGGAUCGAUCUUCUUCUCCAGCACGUCCGCAACAUCCAGGGUGCACAGACGGUCGAAGAAGCCGACGAAGAUCUUGAAGUCAUGAUUGGAGUCAUGGACUUCUUUUGCAACGCUCUCCAUGGAACGACCGAUGUGGUAGACGUCCUCAAGAACGAGGUCAAGAAGAUGGAACGUUUGAGACGUGACAUCCGGGAUGAGUGA
This is a messenger RNA of Aureobasidium melanogenum CBS 110374, 2088 nucleotides long. RefSeq lists its product as uncharacterized. The record is from RefSeq and is a predicted model, not a curated record. Bases 1 to 2088 code for a protein of 695 amino acids. Lineage: Eukaryota; Fungi; Ascomycota; Dothideomycetes; Dothideales; Saccotheciaceae. The transcript is spliced from 6 exons.